Molecule: messenger RNA, 678 nt
Organism: Lepus europaeus (European hare)
Lineage: Eukaryota; Metazoa; Chordata; Mammalia; Lagomorpha; Leporidae
Product: large ribosomal subunit protein uL14m-like
Exons: 4
Coding region: 1-534 (177 amino acids)
Biological process (GO): translation
Cellular component (GO): mitochondrion; ribosome
Molecular function (GO): structural constituent of ribosome
Source: RefSeq, a predicted model, not a curated record
AUGCUGCUUUCAGACCUUCAGUUUUCUUCUCUCACGAUCCUUGCCAUUCACAUAGAGCACAUUCUGGGGCUUUAUAGAGAAGACACUGAAUGGAAAUACUCAGCUUUUGCCGUCACAGAACACUGGAAUGGAUUGAUCUCACACAUGAAGCAAACACUGUGCUAUUUCCUGGGACGGAGUUUUAUUAAAAAGGGGUCGGAAGACAAUGAGAGCAUCCUGCAGCUCCCCGGGGACCACUGGUUGUCCUUCCCAGACCCUCCUCGCUGUAUUCACGUCUACAACAAGAGCGGGGUGGGCAAGGUGGGCGACCAGAUCCUCCUGGCCAUCAAGGGGCAGAAGAAGAAGGCGCUCAUCGUGGGGCAUCGCAUGCCUGGCCCCCAGAUGAGCCCCAGGUUCGACUCCAACAAUGUGGUACUCAUUGAGGACAAUGGUAACCCCGUGGGGACCCGAAUUAAAACACCCAUUCCCACCAGCCUAUGCCAGAGGGAGGGCGAGUACUCCAAGGUGCUGGCCAUCGCCCAGAACUUUGUGUAAGCAGAGCCCAGGCCUCUGGCUGCAGGGGCUCACCAGGGAGUGGGGCAGUUCUGGGAGCCUUAGCUGGGCUAGAGGGCGCCUGGGGCCACGCGCUGUUCCUCUCAGGCAGAGUAGCUGUCCUUCUAGCGAAUAAACAUUUUGUGU